AUGGCUUCCCAAGAUGUCUAUAUGGUUCUGGAGAUUUUGGUGGGCCUGGCCUGUUGCCUGGGCAACCUGUUGGUGGUCUGGGCGGUGUGGAGGAACCGCUCCCUCCGGAAGCCCACCUUCUGCUUCGUGGUGUCGCUGGCGGCGGCGGACUUCCUGGUGGGCGCGGUGGCCAUCCCGCUGGCCAUCCUGGUGAACAGGAAGGUGACCUCCUUCUACGGCUGCCUCUUCUGCACCUGCGUCAUGCUGGUUCUGACCCAGAGCUCCAUCCUGUCCCUGCUGGCCAUCGCCACGUACCGCUACCUGUGCGUCCACAUUCCUCUCAGGUGA
This is a messenger RNA of Anguilla rostrata (American eel), 327 nucleotides long. RefSeq names its product adenosine receptor A1-like. Lineage: Eukaryota; Metazoa; Chordata; Actinopteri; Anguilliformes; Anguillidae. Gene Ontology annotation, cellular component: plasma membrane; synapse; dendrite. Gene Ontology annotation, molecular function: G protein-coupled adenosine receptor activity. Bases 1 to 327 code for a protein of 108 amino acids. The transcript has a single exon. The record is from RefSeq and is a predicted model, not a curated record. Gene Ontology annotation, biological process: G protein-coupled receptor signaling pathway.